AUGGCCGUUGACGACGACCCCUCAAUCGCUGCCGUUGUCGGCAAUGGAGCUGGCAACUUUUCGAGGUCGCAGAAGUAUGGAAUUGUUGUAGCAGACCCAACACUGUUGGUUGUGGAUGUUCCAGGUGUCGUUGACGGGCUACGGCCUGGUUUCAGUACGGAAUGGGGAGCAGAAGAGUUGAAUGAGGUGGUGAAGGAGAUUGCCUCCUCGCCAUCCAACUCCGACUACGACGACGAUGCGACGGAUGCGGAAGGCAAAUCAAACAAGGAAUGGAGCGAUGGUGACAGGGAGUGA
This is a messenger RNA of Neoarthrinium moseri, 294 nucleotides long. RefSeq lists its product as uncharacterized. The record is from RefSeq and is a predicted model, not a curated record. Bases 1 to 294 code for a protein of 97 amino acids. The transcript has 3 exons. NCBI's taxonomy places the organism in Eukaryota, Fungi, Ascomycota, Sordariomycetes, Amphisphaeriales, Apiosporaceae.